AUGCGAAAUGGGCUUGACCGUUCUCCAGCCCGGUCUGCCAAGAGUCGACCGCGCGACCACCUUCACUUGAGGCCUGUCCAAGACGAGCUCAAGCAGAUCUUGCGGCCGCGGUUGUACGAAGACAACUACUCCACCUCGCCCUUCCCCAAGGAGAUAGAGGAUUACCCCCUACCCCGGAGGUUCAAGAUCCCGAGCAUCGAGAUGUAUGACGCUUCCAUUGACCCGAAAGACCACCUCUCGGUCUUCCUGACGCACAUGCAACUGCAAACUGCUGCGGACGAGAUCCGCUGCAAGACUUUCCCUAUGUUCCUGAAGGGGAAAGCUCAGCUCUGGUUCCAAGGCUUGGCACCAAGGUCUAUCCGGAGUUUCCCCGAGCUGGCUAGGCAGUUCGUCGCCCAGUUCGUCUCCUCGAAGACCUAUGCGAAGAACGCCACCCACCUGAUGUCUAUCAGCCAGAAGCCCGACGAGUCGCUGAGGAACUUCAUGACCCGCUUCAACGCGGAGAGCUUGCAGGUCAGGGACAAAGAUGAAAAAGUGGUAAUGGUCGCUUUCACGAACGGGCUCAGGAUAGAGGAGCUCUUCUACGAGUUGGCCAAGAAGCCUCCCGUAAACCUGGAGGAGCUCCUAACCCGGGCACAGGCGGCCGCUAACGCGGAGGAGGCAGGCCGCCUGAAGAAAGAGUCAGAUCGGGAGUUCGGAGAUCGGAAGGGUCGGACAAACCCCCCAGAGGGCAAGGACGCCUCGGCCAAGAAGAACGUCUUUGAUCGGCUCUCGAAGGAGAAGGCCCCUGCUCCGCCGCCACUCCCGGAGAAGAGCUACACCCCUCUGACAUGGCCUAGAGCUCAGAUCUUGGCCGUUAUGGAGGCGGAAGGGCUGGGAGAUCGGCCGCCAAAGAUGGGGACACCUCGGAACAAAAGGAACCAGGACCGGUACUGUGCCUUUCACCGCGACGUGGGACACGACACGGAGGGAUGUUGGGCUCUGCGAAAGGAGAUCGAAUAUCUGAUCCAGCGCGGUUUCCUUGGGCGGUUCGUACACCAUGGCCGGCCGGGCCAGGAGUCCGGGCGCCAUUACUAUGGAGACCGGCAUGAGGGACAGCGUCACGACCGCCCUGAGCGGCGUGACGCUCCUAGGGACCACUCUCCAGACCAGGACACCCAGAACUUGGCGGGAGUGAUAAACACCAUCGCCGGGGGCCCCACGGGGGAAGACAGUCAUACAGUUUGGAAGAACAAGCGACCACCCCCCGAGGGGGACGACUCCUUGAAACACUUGCGCAUGGACGAGGAUAUCACCUUCGGACCAAGGGAUGCGGUCCUCCUGGCGUCCGGGAACCACGAGACCAUCAUGAUAGACAUUGUCACCAACAACUAUCGGGUGAAGAAGGUGUAUGUCGACCAAGGUAGCGCGGUUGACAUUAUGUUCUAUCGGGUGUUCAAGGAGUUCGGAUUGAAGGAUGACCAACUGACCCCGGUUCGAACACCUCUGGUGGGUUUCACCGGGCCGCCCAUUAAUCCGGAGGGAAUGAUCACCCUGAUGGUCACGGUAGAGCAGGCCCCCAAAUGCCGGACCAUCCCUGUCAACUUCGUGGUGGUCAAGCAGCCAUCCUCGUACAACUUGUUCCUGGGUCGGCCGGCUCUGAACGCCCUCCGAGCUAUUCCAUCUACCCUCCAUCUCAGUGUUAACUUUCUUACUCCAUGA
This is a messenger RNA of Coffea arabica (coffee), 1701 nucleotides long. NCBI's taxonomy places the organism in Eukaryota, Viridiplantae, Streptophyta, Magnoliopsida, Gentianales, Rubiaceae. The record is from RefSeq and is a predicted model, not a curated record.